AUGUCCCAGCUCGACCCCUCACUCUGGCAAUCCCCAACCCAAACAAAUAUUAGCAUAACUCCCUCCACCACUCAAGACCUUCCCUCAACUUAUGAGAUCUGGUCCGCUGCCCUCCCAAAUUACCCCAUCACGCAAGAGACCCUCGCCAUCCUGCUCCCGCAGGGAAACGGCCACCACUGGAUCGCCAAGGUCAAAGAUCAAGAUGGAGGCGAAGACAAGCCCGUCGGAUUCUGCCUCUCCUAUACAGCAAAGCAUCUAGAUAAGAAACCAGCCGAUGCAACGAAAGCCUACAUUGCCGUGCUUGCUGUGCUCCCGGCGUAUCAGGCCAGGGGAAUCGGGACGGCGCUGCUAAGAGCCGCUUCGACCAAGAUGCAAGCUGAACCAGGUAGAGUUGAGAUCGGGAGCUCGUUUCCGCGGUUCUGGCCUGGUGUCCCCGUUGAGGGACCCUCGGUGGCCUCUUCAAGCUCAGCUGGGGAUCAGAGUGCAAAUGGAGACGGGCAAAAGGAUAGGUCACACUCAGCGCUGGACUUCUUCGCUAAUCGCGGCUUCCGGAUGAGUCCUGACCCGCCGCGGUCCGUGGAUCUAUAUCGAAACAUCCGGUCGUUCAGUCUUCGCGGGAAGGGGAGCGAUACCGAUUAUGCGGCGCGGGCUCAUGAGGCAGGGUAUACGUUCUCCCCGUUAGGUCCGGAUGGGUAUGAAGAGUGUCUAGCUGGUCAGAGGAGGAGCUUUGCAGAUAACCCUGACUGGGUCGACAUGUACGCCCAGCUGGACCCGUCAUCGCAUCCAUCUUCCAUAAUGACGGCGUUUGAUCCCCACGGCAAACAAGUCGGGUGGACGCUCAUGCUCGGUCCCUCUUCGACUGUGCUGCAGUCCAACUGGGCUAUGCCGUCCAUCUGCGGCCCAAAUACGGGUCUGAUAGGCUGCGUUGGUAUCGACGAAGAGCACCGCAAGUCAGGCGUGGGGAUUGCGCUUGUAGCUCAUGCGUUGAAUGACAUGAAGGAUCGAGGUGUUGAGGGGGUCUUUGUGGAUUGGGUUGCUCUGGAAGGGUUCUACGAAAGAGUCGGUUUUGAGGUUUGGGCGAGGUACCGCACGGGGGAGAUACUCGCUCCACAUUAA
Aspergillus mulundensis is the source of this 1116-nucleotide messenger RNA. RefSeq names its product putative beta-N-acetylglucosaminidase. Gene Ontology annotation, biological process: rDNA heterochromatin formation; silent mating-type cassette heterochromatin formation. The transcript has 2 exons. NCBI's taxonomy places the organism in Eukaryota, Fungi, Ascomycota, Eurotiomycetes, Eurotiales, Aspergillaceae. Gene Ontology annotation, molecular function: promoter-specific chromatin binding; acyltransferase activity, transferring groups other than amino-acyl groups; sequence-specific DNA binding. Gene Ontology annotation, cellular component: nucleus. The record is from RefSeq and is a predicted model, not a curated record. Bases 1 to 1116 code for a protein of 371 amino acids.